Messenger RNA from Ceratosolen solmsi marchali, 3031 nucleotides. RefSeq names its product DEAH-box helicase 16 lethal (2) 37Cb (gene l(2)37Cb). Gene Ontology annotation, molecular function: ATP binding; RNA binding; helicase activity. The transcript is spliced from 12 exons. Gene Ontology annotation, cellular component: intracellular anatomical structure; catalytic step 2 spliceosome. NCBI's taxonomy places the organism in Eukaryota, Metazoa, Arthropoda, Insecta, Hymenoptera, Agaonidae. The coding region runs from base 306 to 2960 and encodes 884 amino acids. The record is from RefSeq and is a predicted model, not a curated record.
GUUUGAGGCGUUUGAGGCGUUUGAGGCGUUUGAGGCGUUCGAGUCGGAUCGAAGCGAUAAACCAUUCUCCUACACUAAUAAUAAAUCUUCGAUCUAAAGAUCUAUAGGCUUUAUUGAUUACGGGAUAUCGGGAAGCAUUACCGGCCGAUUAGGCUCGAACUCUUAUUUUUAGAUUGGAGGUUAGAGUCGAUUUUCCAAUACGGUGGCACUCGUGUUUUGUAAAUACGCUGUAGUAUUGUCAAAAACAUAACCUACAAUACGUUAAGAGGUGUCGCUUGUAUUUGUUAACAGAUUAGUUAGCGAUCAUGAGUAAGUAUAGAAGAAAAGAGUCUUCGAGCGAAGAUAGCGAUAGCGAGGAAGAACGGCGGAAAAAAGAUAUUAAAGAAAGAGAUGAAUUUGCUAAUCGUCUUAAAGUUAAAGAUGAAAGUAAAACGAGAAAAUUGGCAUUACCUGCUGGUUCUGGAGCUGUCGAGGCUGCAAAGAGGCUCAAAAUCAUGGAAGAGGAGUCGAAAGAGAAACUUGUCCCAAAGUUACGUGUAGAGUCGAGAAGGAAAUAUUUGGAAAAGCGUAAAGAGGAUAAGGUAGCCGAAUUAGAAGCGGAUAUAAUAGAUGAUGAGUACUUGUUCAACGAGGAAAUUUUGACGGAUCGAGAGAAAAGGGAGCGAGCUCAUAAGAAAGAGUUGCUACGAUUGGCCAAAGAGCAUGAAAAAGCGCGAGAACUUGAAAGAAUCCAAAGGUAUCAUAUGCCACUUGAAAAUGGCAAAGCCGAGCCAGAGCAAGAUUAUAAGGAUAAAGAGCCACCCCAGUCGGAACAGAGCAAAUGGGAAUCGGAUCAAAUGUCUUCUGCGGUAUUCAAAUUUGGCGCUAAAGAUAAAAAAGUUCAGGAAGUGUAUGAACUACUUUUGGAAGACGAAGUUGAGUUUGUUCAAGCGCUGCAAAUGCCCGGUGACAAAAAAGUGAAGAAAACUGAAGCAAUAUCUAUGGAACGUAAGUUAACUUCUAUAGAAGAAACCCAAAAGAGCUUACCCAUUUAUCCAUUUAAAAAGGAAUUGGUCGAAGCGAUUAAAAAUCAUCAGAUAUUGAUUAUUAAAGGAGAAACUGGUUCUGGUAAAACUACGCAAAUACCUCAAUAUCUGUACGAAGCUGGAUUUACUAAGGAUGACAAAUUAAUUGGAUGUACACAACCGCGAAGAGUCGCAGCAAUGUCCGUUGCUGCUAGAGUGGCUCAUGAAAUGGGUAUUAAGUUAGGAAACGAAGUUGGUUAUGCUAUUCGAUUCGAAGAUUGUACAUCUCAUCGUACUCGAAUAAAGUACAUGACCGACGGUACGCUGCAUCGAGAAUUUCUCAGUGAACCAGAUCUGGCCUCCUACAGUGUAAUGAUUAUCGACGAAGCUCAUGAAAGAACAUUGCACACCGAUAUUCUUUUCGGUUUAGUGAAAGAUAUAGCGCGUUUUCGCUCAGAUCUUAAAUUGCUAAUAUCAUCAGCUACCUUAGACGCGACGAAGUUCAGUGAAUUUUUUGACGAUGCUCCAAUUUUUCAAGUGCCAGGAAGACGAUAUCCCGUUGAUAUAUUUUAUACGAAGGCGCCCGAAGCUGAUUAUAUAGAUGCAGCUGUAGUUUCUAUUUUACAAAUACACGCAACGCAACCAUCUGGUGAUAUUCUUGUAUUUUUGACAGGUCAAGAAGAGAUUGAGACUUGUUUUGAAAUGCUUCAAGAAAGAGUUCGAAGAUUGGGUAGUAAAUUGGGCGAACUCCUAAUUUUGCCAGUUUAUGCAAAUCUCCCUAGUGAUAUGCAAGCUAAAAUCUUUAUGCCAACACCAGCUGGAGCACGAAAAGUGGUUUUAGCUACGAACAUAGCAGAAACUUCACUGACUAUAGAUAACAUUAUUUACGUUAUUGAUCCUGGCUUUGCCAAACAGAGUAAUUUUAAUUCACGUACGGGUAUGGAAAGUUUAAUGGUUGUUCCUAUUAGUAAGGCAUCAGCGAAUCAACGAGCAGGAAGAGCUGGACGAGUAGCUCCUGGAAAGUGCUUUAGGUUAUACACCGCUUGGGCUUAUCAGCAUGAAUUAGAAGAAAACACUGUGCCGGAAAUCCAGCGAAUUAAUUUAGGCAAUGCUGUAUUAACUUUAAAGGCUCUGGGUAUAAACGAUCUCGUGCAUUUUGAUUUUCUGGAUCCUCCGCCUCACGAAACAUUAGUAUUGGCGCUAGAACAGCUUUACGCCUUGGGUGCGCUUAAUCAUCACGGUGAACUAACGAAGCUCGGAAGAAGAAUGGCCGAAUUUCCGGUAGACCCGAUGAUGGCUAAAAUGCUACUAGCAAGUGAAAAGUAUCGCUGUUCCGAGGAAAUUUCGACAAUUGCCGCUAUGCUAUCUGUGAACGGUGCGAUCUUUUAUCGACCUAAGGAUAAAAUCAUCCACGCGGAUGCUGCUCGUAAAAACUUCAAUGUACCGGGCGGUGACCAUCUCGUUCUUCUAAACGUUUAUAAUCAAUGGCAGCAGAGUGACUACAGCACCCAUUGGUGUUAUGAAAAUUUUAUUCAACACAAAUCAAUGAAAAGGGCUAGAGACGUGAGGGAGCAAUUGGUGGGAUUGAUGCAACGCGUUGAAAUGGAUCUCGUAUCCGGCAUUACAGAAACAAUUAAUAUAAGAAAAGCCAUCACUGCCGGCUAUUUUUAUCACGUGGCUAGAUUGUCAAAAGGAGGGCAUUACAAAACAGCCAAGCACAAUCAGACAGUGUCGAUACAUCCAAAUAGUGGGCUUUUUCAAGAGCUGCCGCGAUGGGUUUUAUAUCACGAAUUGGUAUUUACGACAAAGGAAUUUAUGCGCCAGGUGACAGAAAUCGAAUCUAAAUGGCUGCUAGAAGUCGCACCCCAUUAUUACAAAGCUAAGGAGCUGGAAGACUCGACUAAUAAAAAAAUGCCAAAAGUAGCGGGUCGCGCUCAUUUGGAUGGGACAAACUGAAGUACACAAUAGCUUAUUUAUUUUGUACAGUUUUAGUAAAUCUUAACGAUAAAGCAAAUUGUAAUAUACAU